This is a messenger RNA of Pangasianodon hypophthalmus (striped catfish), 673 nucleotides long. It is a transcript of the gene rbbp9, whose product is annotated as retinoblastoma binding protein 9. Lineage: Eukaryota; Metazoa; Chordata; Actinopteri; Siluriformes; Pangasiidae. The transcript is spliced from 5 exons. Bases 91 to 645 code for a protein of 184 amino acids. Gene Ontology annotation, molecular function: hydrolase activity. The record is from RefSeq and is a predicted model, not a curated record.
UAAUUAACUUCCGGGUUUUAGGACUCAUUCCUGCAGCACUCUAUAACGCUGUAGGGUUUUUAUUACUUGUGUGACUCUAACACAGAAGUCAUGCCUGUAAGGAAAGUGGUGAUAGUUCCAGGUAAUGGAGCAGGAGAUGUUGAACACAGUAACUGGUAUGGCUGGCUCAAUAAACACAUUAAUCAGAUACCUGGUGUGUGCAGUGAGCUGAGGAACAUGCCAGACCCUGUGACGGCCAGAGAGAGCAUAUGGCUGCCGUUCAUGGAGAAGGAGCUUCAGUGUGAUGAGGAGACGGUGAUCAUCGGCCACAGCUCAGGAGCUGCUGCUGCUAUGAGGUACAGCGAGACACACAAGGUAUUCGGCAUCAUCCUAGUGGGCGCCUACACUUCCGACCUGGGAGAUGAGAAUGAGAGAGCAAGCGGGUAUUUCAGCCGUCCAUGGGAGUGGGAGAGGAUCAGAGCUAACGUGAAACACAUCGUCCAAUUCGGCUCCACAGAUGACCCUUUCCUACCAUGGGAGGAGCAGCAGGAAGUAGCAGAUGGACUGAAGCCAGAGCUUCACAAAUAUACAGAUCGUGGACAUUUUCAGAACACACAUUUCCCAGAGCUCAUCAGUGCUAUACAGAAACUGAUAACGGCUGGAUAAAAGAAUAAAGCUUUAAACAGCAAUGACA